Paramacrobiotus metropolitanus is the source of this 821-nucleotide messenger RNA. RefSeq lists its product as uncharacterized. NCBI's taxonomy places the organism in Eukaryota, Metazoa, Tardigrada, Eutardigrada, Parachela, Macrobiotidae. The transcript has 4 exons. The record is from RefSeq and is a predicted model, not a curated record. The coding region runs from base 126 to 695 and encodes 189 amino acids.
CUGAACUAGAAUGAUCGAUAUUUUUUUAUGAUUUGCAGGAGACUUUCUGUUUUUGCACGUUUUUCUCUUUUUUCUUGGGACAACAAGUUUUCUUGAGCACUACGCAUUGUGCACCCAGCGCCAUCAUGUCCAAAAAAGAGGCGAUGUCUGCAGGGCCGUCCACCAGUGCUGUCCGUCCAGUCGGAUUGGAUCCAACGCCGUCCAAGGAAAGCCUGCUUCUGAUAACAUCAGACACCGCUGAAACAAUCAGUGAGCGCUUUAAGGCGAUGAUGGAGGACUUCUGCCUUGCGCACAUCUACAAGUUCAAGUAUCUGAGCAAAUCCUACAUCGGCAUCCUUGUCCAGUAUCCUGAGGGCAAGUCGGGAAAAGUGAAAGAAACAGUCAAGCAGAAGCGAAAAAUGAGUGCCUUCCAGUCUAAAGUCAUCCCGGAGCACACUUUCAUCAACCCAAUGAGAGCGUUUCCGAGUGAUCUGCAAAAAGUUCUGCCGGAUUUGGUAGACAUGCUCGAUGUGGCUAAACAGCGAUGGCCCAGUGUCGCGGACAUUUCGUUUGCCAAUUUUUACGCUGGUUUUGCCGCGGACCGUGAAGUGAUCACCCUGGAGCAUGCGCCGCGGGACGUGUUCGCGGAUUAUGCCGAAGAUGGCUCCGUCCCGAAAAAGCCGCCCAAGAAAGCCGAGAAUCCACCGUCCAAAUAACUUCGGCAGGGGCGGUGAUUACAUACACUAUAUGAAUUGCAGUUCUUGAUUGUACUCUAGAAAUAUUUCACAAAUAAAUGUUAUCGCCAGUGUUAUCUGUACAAACCACCGUUAUUGAGCUGAAAC